Nezara viridula (southern green stink bug) is the source of this 1957-nucleotide messenger RNA. The record is from the annotation of a GenBank genome assembly. Lineage: Eukaryota; Metazoa; Arthropoda; Insecta; Hemiptera; Pentatomidae.
AUGCAAAAUUUGAAAAUAAAUCUUGUUAAGUUUCUUGAUAAAACUGGAGAUUUACGUAUGAUAGAAGAAAGUGUUUUAAAAUACAAGAAUGAAAGUAUUCAUGCCAAUCAGAAUAAUAACUCAUGUCAACCAUUAAGAAUUGCUUUAGGAUUUGAUUAUAUUAAACUCGUAGAAAUUGCAGGAGAAUUCGCAUCUUUAUUGGUUGAAGAACCAAAUAUUGCUAAAAAGGAGUUAUCUGACUUAAUUAAAACCUGUUGCAUAGUGCUUUCUGAAUGGGAAGAUAUGAAUGUAUAUGUUUUAUUCCGUUUGAAUUCCUUUCCUGAUUUAAUCUCUGAGAUAAAAAGCAAAAAUAUUAACCCUGGUGGGUUGUUUACAAAGACUGGAAUAUUGGCAAAAACAACACCAGUAGAGAAGUAUACGCAAGAUAUAUCCUUCACGUGUAAGUCUGCUUUGUGCCUUGAAAAAGGAAAAAUUAUUAAAAAGAAUGUUAAAUGUUCAGACUGUGGCAAAGAGCUUGUGGAAAUCGCUCGUUCUAGACUCUCUGGUGAGAAGGUUUAUGGACUCUUCCUUAACCCAGACUUCCUACAACCAUCAAAGGAAUAUAUGAGAACACAAAGUAUUAUGGUAGAAUUAAGAGAUGAACUUUUUAUAGGUCUUGAAAUAGGCAUUAGGUAUAAUCUUGCAUUAACAGUUGAGAAAGAUAAGUAUCUUGCCUGGGGGAUCCAACCUAUGUUACCUGACCCUUUGGUAAGAGCUAUAUCAAACCUGGGCCCUCCCCCUUUUCCUUCAAAAAUUUCUCAAUUCAUAACAAUCAUUAAGGAAAACACAUACGACUCACCGUGGGCCUUAGUUACAGCCCUUUCUUCUAUAAUUCCUGGAAAUUCUUAUCCACUAUCUGCUUUUUUACAUUUAAAGACUGCUUUACUUCUUAGCCUUGCUUCAAUUUGUAGCAAGUGCCCGGUUCCGAUUCUUGCUCUUGGUGAUUGUGGAACGUUGAUGAUGGAUGCUUGGUACUGCAGCCCACGAGCCAUUUUUUCACCAUCAGGCCCAACAAGCCUUCUUUUAGCAUCCUAUGGAGUCUGUCUUGUUCAUGAAAAUACUACUGGUCUAUCAUUUGUUACUACAGCUGUUGAAAGUGAAUUGGUUACUAUUAUCCAUCAUAAAUCAUCAAAAGAUAAAAGUCAUUCCACUUAUCCACUAAAAGCUGCUGUUUGGAUGUAUUGGAACUGUAAUAAACAUUCUGGACAAGAUGUUAAUAAACUUAAGACUUUAAUUAAUAUAUUUGGUAUUCCAUUUUUGGAUAAUAUUGAUGUUAACGAUGAAGAAAUUUCUGAACACCUACUCCAGAAAGCUGUCGACAAUAUUAGCAGUUCAGAUGUAAUAUCGCAAAAAGAUUUCAGAAAGUUUAUAGAUAUUAUUUCCGGCAUUAAAGUUACAAUGUCCGAAAUGGCAGUUAAUCUUAUAAGGAAUUAUUUUGUCGCUAAUCGCAGAGAAAGACCUGAAUGCUUACCAUUGAAAGCCAUCAAAGUAUUAACAAGUCUUAGUGAAUCACAUGCCCGAUUAUCAUUAAGAGACACUGUUACUUAUGAAGAUGCUGUCGCUGCAAUUUAUCUGUAUGAGGAAUCGAUAAGUAUUCUUUUUGGUCCAUCCGUCAGUUCAGAAUUACCCAAAAGGACUUUAACUGCAAACAGCCCAGUUGAAAUAGCCCGCCAGAUGGAUACCAUCCUAGGGAAGUUUUCUCUGUGGUUACAGUCUUAUACCACAAAUCAAAAUGGUUCUGUCCUUGAUGACAAUGAUGGAAGCUUCCAGUUUUCAAUUGCUUCACCUUCCACUUCCACUGUAAAUAGCUUUUCUAUUUUUAAUUCUUAGAUUUAAAAUAAUGACAGAUUCUCCAGUUCAUAUCUCUGGUUUUUAUUUAAUUUCAUAGUAGCAAACCAAACUUAAAUUACAGCUUGAG